AAAAUGUCAUUUGUUCCUGACUUUUCAGCAACCAUUACUUCUAUCUUCGGUGUCAUACUUCUUCGGUGUCCUUCAGAAGACAUGCUGAUUUGGUGCUCAAGAAACAUGUAUUAUUAUUAACAUUUUUGAAAACAACCCUGCUGCUUUAUAUUUUCUGGAUUCUUUGAUUAAUUGAAAUUUCAAAAGAACAUUAUUUAUUUGAAAUUGUAAACGUUUGUCAUAAAAGUACUACUUUCUUUCAAAAAUGUAUUACUGAACAUUUGAACAUCAGUGUAAAUGGUAAUUUGCAUUUCAUUAUCUGCAUGUUUUUUUUUGUUGUUGUUGUUGUUUGUUUUUUUUUGUCUGCUGUGACCCCUAGGGUGUUUAGGUCACAACCCAUCAGCUGAGAUAGAUAGGUAGCUGUGACUUCAUUUGCAACUUCUCACUUUCGUUACCACACUUUCUGUCGUCUAUUUAUUAAUUUUAGUCCUGCAAAUCUAUUUCCCCUUUUCCACUAUAUUCUCCAUAUCCUAAUUCUACUACAUCACUGUUCUAUACUAUCUGUUAAUCUCAAAUUCCCUUUUGUCCUUUCAUUGAUGCCAUAGUUGCUGUGUCUGUGUUUAAUUGAGGAUUGUCUUGGAUUAGCUGUUUGAGAAAGCCAUAAUCUGUUUGAGUCACUGAGACACAGUUUAUGAGAGAAGAGCUGAGGGUAAUCACAGAGAGUGCCAGGCAACAGAUGGGCCUGUGUUAGUUAACCUGAGAGAAACCUUUGAGGAAACAGUGAGGGUGUAAAAGAACAACAGAGUGAGGAAGAAAUGGAGCAUGAAUUGUCCUCUGAAAAAGACGAGGACAGCGAACCAGAGGAGGAAGAUGAAGCUGAUGAGGAUGAGGAUGAAAUGGCAGAAAUGCAGGAAAGAGGGGAUCUGAGGGACAUGGCGGUCUGGAAUGGUUUUAUUUCAGGAGGAGGACUUGCAGCUGAAGAAGAGGUGCUGCUGGACUGGAAGCCAGGUGACCCUGUGACUCCUCAGUAUGUCCUCAGGCUACCAGGAUACACAGACGACUACCUGUGCUCCCCAGAAGACAACAUCUACAAUAUUAGCUUCUCACGGUUCAAAAUAAGAGACCUAGAAGGUGGAUCGGUCAUUCUGGACCUAAAACGACACUGUCCGACAGAAAUAAAGGAUGUCAUAGAGCUGGAUGCAGUCCGUUUCAUUCAGUAUCAUUUCAGUCCUGCUUUUCUAAAUCUCAGGGAGAUUGGAGCCACGCUUGAGUUUACAGUGGGCGGUAAGGCAGUCAACAAGUUUCGGCUGAUUGAGAGGCAUUACUUCAGGGAUCUGCUGAUGAAGACAUUUGACUUUGAGAUUGGUUUCUGUAUCCCAUACAGCAGAAACACCUGUGAACACAUUUACUGCUUACCAGAUCUGGAUUCACACACUAUUGAGGACAUGAUCAGUCACCCUUUUGAGACGCGGUCAGACAGCUUCUACUUCGCCAAUAACACACUGAUCAUGCAUCAUAAGGCAGAGUACUCCUUCAGCCAGGGGCUGGAGCUCAAUGAGAACCAAACAUAAACACUUCACAGAAGGCAUGGUAACAUCAAUCAUGGCAGCAGAAGACUGGUAAUAUAAUAUACAGAGUAGUGUUGCAUAUUUGGUUUUAUAAACUAUAUACAUAAACUAGACAUUUCUUUGUUAAUUUACAGAUGUUUGUGCUGGGGAGAUGUUAUGUUGCUUGCAUAGUAAUAAAAGAAAAACAUUAUCAGAAAA
Cyprinus carpio (common carp) is the source of this 1745-nucleotide messenger RNA. RefSeq names its product protein unc-119 homolog B-like. The record is from RefSeq and is a predicted model, not a curated record. Gene Ontology annotation, biological process: nervous system development; visual perception; mitotic cytokinesis. Gene Ontology annotation, molecular function: lipid binding. Gene Ontology annotation, cellular component: spindle midzone; spindle pole; centrosome. Lineage: Eukaryota; Metazoa; Chordata; Actinopteri; Cypriniformes; Cyprinidae.